Molecule: messenger RNA, 2198 nt
Organism: Grammomys surdaster
Lineage: Eukaryota; Metazoa; Chordata; Mammalia; Rodentia; Muridae
Gene: Tafa4
Product: TAFA chemokine like family member 4
Exons: 6
Coding region: 454-861 (135 amino acids)
Biological process (GO): macrophage chemotaxis; phagocytosis
Molecular function (GO): receptor ligand activity
Source: RefSeq, a predicted model, not a curated record
GCUAGUCUGGAGCCACCCUGGACGGGGCGCACUUGCUGAGCGCGCAGGGCUGUCUGCUCCCUCCGGGAGCUGCCUGGGACAAUGUUUCUCUUUUAAGACACGGUAGCUUCGGCUUCUCUUUGCAGCAGCUGCGGAACUUUCCCCACUUUAGGCUGAACUAAGAGGGUGAUGGGCUGUUCCAGGGGCUCUCCUGGGCAAGCGGCCAGCUAAGCAUCCUUUGGUUUCAGUGCUGCGAUCGGCGCUUCAUUCUGGACUCCCGGAUCUGACUCGGCUGCUCUUUCUAGCCUAACAGGUCUUCGAAGCGCAAGUAGUUUUGGGGAACUGCAGACAUGGUUGGUCCCAGCUACAAAGGGACAUUCACGGUCACUCUCCAAGGGACAUUCAUGGUCACUCUCCAAAACCUUCUUGAGUAACAGUGUUUGACUGGAACCACCUACUGUGAAUUCUCCAAGGAUGAGAGUCUGUGCUAAGUGGGUGCUGCUGUCACACUGGCUGCUUCUGGCCUAUGUGUUAAUGGUCUGCUGUAAGCUGAUGUCCGCCUCGAGCCAACACCUCCGGGGACAUGCAGGUCACCACCUGAUCAAGCAAGGUACGUGCGAGGUGGUUGCUGUGCACCGCUGCUGCAAUAAGAACCGCAUAGAGGAACGCUCUCAGACAGUCAAAUGUUCCUGCUUCCCAGGCCAGGUGGCUGGCACAACUCGGGCACAGCCUUCUUGUGUUGAAGCUUCCAUUGUGAUUGAGAAGUGGUGGUGCCACAUGGAUCCUUGCUUGGAAGGAGAGGACUGUAAAGUGCUUCCAGACUCCUCGGGUUGGUCCUGUAGCAGUGGUAAUAAAGUCAAAACCACCAAGGUGACCCGGUAGCAGACACAGAAGUGUUUUGACCCUGAGGGGCAUCGGGAUGCAGAGCUGUGCUGUGUGGAUUACCAGACUAGUGAGAACUCACCUUGGCACUUACUCAGAAGUUCAUAGCUGCAAUUUGUGCAACAUGGAAAGUGGCAUUUAUGUGACUGUCCCUGUUUCUCUGCUUUGUGAUCGCAUCACACUGACUACAGCUAUAGGUGGCCACUCAACUGAUGUGUUACCUGGAGCUCAAAAGGAGCCCAGCACAAGAAAUGCUGGAGGAGACAUCAGAGGUGCCAGCGUGGAGCAGCUUUGGCAGAAUCUGGAUUUUCUCUUUCUCCUUUUCUCAAGGAAAAUGGACAGGAAGUACAACGUGACCCAAGCUGUUCCUCUUUUAAAUGUGUCCUUUAGCCAUUAUGCAGAAGGCAGGAAGGAUGUCUAAAUCACAGGAGAUUUGGCUCACAUACGUAUGUUCUAGAUUAAAGAACUCGAAUUAUCUGGUGCAGGAAAUUAAUUUUAUGAACCUCGGAGAAUGGAAGGACUCAUUGGGUUACUACGUGCACAUUUGUAUUUUUUACUUUUGAUAAUUUAACAUGUUUCUUCUUAGUUCCAUUCCUACAUUAGCAGAGAUGCAGCAGAGGCUUUUUAACCCUGGUACUCUGGUGGCUGAGUUCUAAGGAAAGCAUGGUAGUACUGGAGUUUUAUAACCAAAGCUUUAUCAUGACAUAUUCACAAAGGACCAUAAACCUGUUGGGAUUUUAUGGCUUACGGAUCACGAAAUAGGAAAAUCAUUUAAGACAUAGGACGGUCUCUGUUUAGAGGAAGGGUGAUUUCUUAGAUUCACUUUAUGACAAUUCUAUGGAAAAAAUUUUUUUUUAUCUCCCAGGAGUCUUUAAAUGCUAACUAUCCACCUUAUCAUUGAUGUGAGCUUAACAGGGUCCCUUCUGUACCCAUUUGUCAGCUUUCUUACGUCUUUAAAUGUUAAGUAAAACCUCAGUCAUUUUUCCACCUAUUUCAGUGAUUUCAUAGAUACUGACGUGCAGAAAGAUAAGAAACAAAGACACUGGCCCAGGUUUGAAGUGAGAUGUUAUUCAUGCACAUGCAUCUGUAAUGUGGGAUUGAGUGUAUGUAUUAAGAAAUGUUGACAAUACUGUCUGUCCUUUUGCAAUUACAAGGAAACAUCAGUUCCAUUAUAUCGUCUACAGUGCUAUCAAUUAUUUGAUUUUAUUCUUGCAGAAGAAGUGGAAAUGGGUGCUACUUGUUUAUUGGUUAAACGUUGGCUUGAAUUUGACUGACUGGGUGCCUAUCAGAAUGGUUAUUCUCAUAUGACUAAGUAAAAUAUCACUCUGUGGAUGGCA